This is a messenger RNA of Musca domestica (house fly), 947 nucleotides long. RefSeq lists its product as uncharacterized. The coding region runs from base 173 to 877 and encodes 234 amino acids. NCBI's taxonomy places the organism in Eukaryota, Metazoa, Arthropoda, Insecta, Diptera, Muscidae. The transcript has a single exon. The record is from RefSeq and is a predicted model, not a curated record.
CAUCAAUGUACUAUUCCGACAAAGACAAAACAAAAACAAACGGUCUGUGUUUGAAAUUAGGCUAAAGAAUUGUUUUCAUAAUUUUGGCCGUAUAAAAGGCGUGCGCCACCGGCAGUGGAUCAAACACAAACUAACAUUCUUUCACAACAGUAGAUCAGCUAAAAAAUAGAAUAUGCGUGCCUUCAUUGUUCUGUGCUUAGUGGCUGUGGCCUGUGCCGAUAAAUUGGGUUACAACUAUCAACCAGUUGGUCAUUCCUCAUCCGGUUUGUCAUUCACACCUGGUGGUGCUGCCAGCAAUGUUGCUCCCUCCUACGACUCCGGUGUAAGCUCUUACGAUGCUCAAGGCUCCAAUGGUGCACCCUCUUUUGCUCCUCAAGCUGAACUCGAAAAGGAAUUCUAUACUUUCUCUGCCAACGAUGCUGAUUUCAAUGAUCCUGCCAGCUCUGACCAAUUGGCCAAUGCCGUGAAGAAAGGUCUCCGUGUCGUUUUCAUCAAGGGUCCCGAAAACAAUGGUUUGGAAGAUGCUGCCUUGGCUUUGGCCAAACAAGCUGCCCAACAACAAACAGCCAUCUAUGUUCUCAACAAACAAGCUGACCUCGCCGAUUUGGCCAACAAACUUAACAACCUCAACACCGGUAACAACAACAAACCCGAAGUUCACUUUGUCAAAUACCGUACACCUGAAGAUGCCGCCAAUGCCCAACGUGCUAUCCAAGGACAAUACGAUGCUUUGGGCGGUCCUUCUCGUAACAUUGACGGUGGUGUUGCUCCAUCCCUCAACUUUGCCUCCCAAGCCCCAGUUGCUCCCGCUGCAGCUCCCUCUGCUCCAGGUGCCAGCUAUUUGCCUGCUUCCGUUUUGCGUCGCUUCCGUUUGUAAAAUAUUGAAACAGAAGAUUGUUAAACGCCUUUGUUGUUAUUUUUAUUAUUUGUGAUCUAGUCAAAUAAAA